GUGCGUCCUUCCCUGCCUCUUCUGAAGGCCCUUCUCCUCCUGGGGCUGCACUCCAUCUCCGCCUCCCUCCAGGACCAGCACUGCGAGAGCGUGUCCCUGGCCGGCAACAUCUCUGGACUGCAGUGCAAUGCAUCCGUGGACCUCAUUGGCACCUGCUGGCCCCAGAGCCCUGCAGGGCAGCUGGUGGUUCGACCCUGCCCUGCCUAUUUCUACGGUGUCCGCUACAACACCACAAACAACGGCUACCGGGAGUGCCUGGCCAAUGGCACCUGGGCCGCCCGCGUGAACUACUCGGAAUGCCAGGAGAUCCUUAGCGAGGAGAAGAAGAGCAAGGUACACUACCAUGUUGCCGUCAUCAUCAACUACCUGGGCCACUGCAUCUCCCUGGUAGCCCUCCUGGUGGCCUUUGUCCUCUUUCUGCGGCUCAGGAGCAUCCGGUGCCUGAGAAACAUCAUCCACUGGAACCUCAUCUCGGCCUUCAUCCUGCGGAACGCCACGUGGUUCGUGGUCCAGCUCACCAUGAGCCCGGAAGUCCACCAGAGCAAUGUGGGCUGGUGCAGGUUGGUGACAGCCGCCUACAACUACUUCCACGUGACCAACUUCUUCUGGAUGUUUGGCGAGGGCUGCUACCUGCACACAGCCAUCGUGCUGACAUACUCCACCGACCGGCUGCGCAAGUGGAUGUUUAUCUGCAUCGGCUGGGGUGUGCCUUUCCCCAUCAUCGUGGCCUGGGCCAUUGGGAAGCUGUACUACGACAAUGAGAAGUGCUGGUUUGGCAAAAGGCCUGGGGUGUACACUGACUACAUCUACCAGGGCCCCAUGAUCUUGGUCUUGCUGAUCAAUUUCAUCUUCCUUUUCAACAUCGUCCGCAUCCUCAUGACCAAACUCCGGGCAUCCACCACGUCUGAGACCAUUCAGUACAGGAAGGCUGUGAAGGCCACUCUGGUGCUUCUCCCCCUCCUGGGCAUCACGUACAUGCUGUUCUUCGUGAACCCCGGGGAGGACGAAGUCUCCCGGGUCGUCUUCAUCUACUUCAACUCCUUCCUGGAAUCCUUCCAGGGUUUCUUCGUGUCUGUGUUCUACUGCUUCCUCAACAGCGAGGUCCGCUCUGCCAUCCGGAAGAGGUGGCACCGAUGGCAGGACAAGCACUCGAUCCGCGCCCGCGUGGCCCGCGCCAUGUCCAUCCCCACCUCCCCCACCCGUGUCAGCUUUCACAGCAUCAAACAGUCCACAGCAAUCUGA
This is a messenger RNA of Balaenoptera ricei (Rice's whale), 1242 nucleotides long. RefSeq names its product corticotropin releasing hormone receptor 1 (gene CRHR1). The annotation marks the transcript as partial. Gene Ontology annotation, cellular component: neuron projection; plasma membrane. Gene Ontology annotation, molecular function: corticotrophin-releasing factor receptor activity; G protein-coupled peptide receptor activity; corticotropin-releasing hormone receptor activity. The transcript is spliced from 13 exons. The record is from RefSeq and is a predicted model, not a curated record. Gene Ontology annotation, biological process: adenylate cyclase-activating G protein-coupled receptor signaling pathway; cell surface receptor signaling pathway. NCBI's taxonomy places the organism in Eukaryota, Metazoa, Chordata, Mammalia, Artiodactyla, Balaenopteridae.